Ceutorhynchus assimilis (cabbage seed weevil) is the source of this 2168-nucleotide messenger RNA. Lineage: Eukaryota; Metazoa; Arthropoda; Insecta; Coleoptera; Curculionidae. The record is from the annotation of a GenBank genome assembly.
GCCAAUCGUAAACUUGGAUUUUCAGAAGGCGUUUCAUACUUUUUGGUUGUGGUUUAUGUGCUUGAACUUGAAGAACCUUUUUUCCAAGCACGUGCUUUAAUACCAACCAGCAUUUCUCAGUAUUUUCAUAGGAAGAAAAACAAGUUAAUUUUGAAAAAGUAAUUAUGGAUGUUGACACGGAAAUUCAGGUACACAAUGAACAAGCAUCCACAUCAUGUGCCUCUGGUCAGGCCUCUGCUUCUACAUCUUCAGAAAUGAAAAUACCACAAGCACCAGUACAAUUUGAAGUGAGGCAAACUGAUACAUCCAAGGGUAGAUGCCUAGUUGCAGUCACUGCUAUUCCUGCAAAAACUGUAAUCUUUGAAGAAGAGCCUUUUGUAUUCUCUCAGUUCGCUUGGAAUAAACAUUGUGGUUACUCAGCUUGUGACCAUUGCUUAAGGCCAUUGGAAAUUGUUGAGGCAAACAUAUCGCGUCUUACUAGAAAUAACAAUUUCAUGUUGCCGUAUCCUGAAUCGUGCCAGACUAAGAAAAAUCAACACGAACCCUGUCCUGAUUGUUUGAUUACCUAUUGCUCAGAGAGUUGUCUAAAAACUGCAUAUCAAGAGUAUCACAAAACACUUUGUCCUGGGUAUGGUGAUACGAAACAUGAUCCCAUGUCAGUUUUAGAAAACGCAUGGAGAAAAAUACAUUAUCCUCCAGAAACUACUACAAUAUUCUUGCUCGUGAGAUUAUUAGCGAGGAUUAUUCAGGCACCAGAUAAACAAGAGAUGGUGCAAAAAAUUUUAAAUUUUUCUCACAAAAGCGUUAACGAACAUGAAAAAUUAUCCCACAAAUUUUUAGGUGAUCAGUUUAAAGAUCAACUGAUUGAAUUAAGGUCAAUGGUUUCUAGAGUAAUUUAUCCAGACCAAAGCCCAGAGGUGCACCAGUUUUUAACAUCCGAAGGAUUCCAGUCUCUAAUUGCUUUGAUUGGAACAAAUGCUCAAGGUGUGGCAACUAGUGCAUUUAGUGCUUGGCGAAGGAACGUUGAAACAUUGCGUUUGCGAAAAAAAGACCAAGAAGAAGUUGAUGAGUUAGUCGAAGAAAUAUAUGAGGACAUGGAAAGAUGUACAGGAGGGGAGUUUUUGGAUAAUGAAGGAGUGGGUUUAUAUGUCAAACAAAGUAGUGUUAAUCAUAGUUGUGAUCCGAAUGCUAUCGUUAAAUUUUGGAAUAAUAAUUUCAGAUUAUCUCUUGUGUCCAAGAAGAACAUAGAGCCAGGUGAAGAAAUUUGCAUCAGCUAUCUGGAUGAGUGCGAACUGCAUAGGUCAAGACAUUCCAGACAAAAAUAUUUGAAAGAGAAUUACCUUUUCACUUGUCUUUGUCCUAAGUGUAUCUCAGAAGGUGACGAUCCAGAUGUUACAAGUGAAGAAGAGGCGUCUGAAGAUGAAAAUGAUGAGUAAACAACACAAAUGAAAUUAAAAAAAUACAAAAAAACAUAUUCAAAUUAAUUUGCUUUUUAUAAUGAAUUUAUAUUUUCUCUUUUGAUUAUGAUUAUUGGUAAAAUAAAUGUUUUUUCACUUAUUGACAAUCAUUUUAUUUAUGUACACAAAAUACAAAGGUUACAUAUAAUUAAGUACAACUUGUGCUAGAUGGUACCAAGUUAAUCAAUUGAUUACUACUCUCAGCUAAUUCAGUUAUUGAAACUCUGCCUCUUUGCCUAAUGAACUUUGCUACAGCUUCCAUUUCACUAGGAGAUACAAAAAUAAACUUUCCUCUGUCGUCUAUGACUCCACUCAAUAUGUCAUCUUUUUGGAGGUCUUUAAUUCUGUCUAUACAUGCUUGAGUUUUAAGUUUGAAAUGUGCUGCCAGAUCUUCAAUGAUAACUACUUUGUUUUGUUUGAUGUAGUUAACAAAUUCUUGGAGUAGGUUUUGUGACUCCCCUUCUUCACCUUCUUCAUAACCCUCUUCUUCAACUGAAAAAGCUUCCUUCAUUUGCAAGUAUUCUUCAAGUUCCUUACGUUCUUUUUCUUCUUUGAUUUUCCUCUCAGCUUCUUCCCUUUCCUUUUCUUUAGCAUCCUCUUGUUCUUUUUGUUUUAGUCUUUCUGCUUCUUCUAGUUCAGUUUUCUUCUUCCUGUGAAAGAUUCAAGUUUUAUAAAUGUAUAUUCAAAUUUUUCAAAAGUACUGCGUAUCAA